Molecule: messenger RNA, 660 nt
Organism: Populus trichocarpa (black cottonwood)
Lineage: Eukaryota; Viridiplantae; Streptophyta; Magnoliopsida; Malpighiales; Salicaceae
Product: mRNA cap guanine-N7 methyltransferase 1-like
Exons: 7
Coding region: 1-660 (219 amino acids)
Biological process (GO): 7-methylguanosine mRNA capping
Cellular component (GO): nucleus
Molecular function (GO): mRNA 5'-cap (guanine-N7-)-methyltransferase activity
Source: RefSeq, a predicted model, not a curated record
AUGCAGUUGGAGAAGAAGAAGAAGAAGGGGAAGGGGAAGAGCAGGCUACCCUACGCGGUUUUCUCCCCUCUAAUGGUGGUGCUGCUGUUGUCGACAGUGACUCAAGGAUAUUCUUGUGACAACGACAAGGAAGCCUCAAUUUAUGAUGGGUCACACUUUGCCUUGCAUUAUUCAUGGUCAACUGAGGCACGUGCACGGAGAGCAUUAGCCAAUAUAUCAACCUUGCUUCGGCCUGGAGGCACCUUCAUUGGAACAAUGCCGGAUGCAAAUGUUAUCAUAAAAAAACUUAGAGAAGCUGAAGGACCGGCCUUUGGUAAUAGUGUCUACCGGAUACAAUUUGAUGAAGAGUUUUCUCAGAAGAAAUUUAAAUCUUCUAGCCCUUUUGAUAUCAACUACAACUUCCAUUUAGAGGAUGCUGUUGAUUGUCCUGAAUGGAUUGUCCCUAUCAACAUCUUCAAAUCUUUGGCAGAAGAGUAUGACUUUGAGCUGGUUUUUGUGAAGAAUAAUCACGAGUUUGUACACGAAAAUAUGAAGAAACCAGAGUAUGUUGAUUUAAUGCGAAGACUUGGUGCUUUGGGUGAUGGGAACCAAGACCUCAGUGGGUUUUUUUUCCUGUAUCUUUAUGCUUAUUCUUUGAAUUUGUUGCAUACUCUGGUUUAA